AUGACUACUUCGAUUUCUAACCUUCCUAUUCCUUCCAAGAUCGACGAUGAAGUUGACGAUGCUGACCUCCCUUCCGGACAUAUAUGGGCCUAUCCAUGCAAGCUUCCUUCUUGUCCCAACUACGGCAAACAAGAUGCACACGUAACGACAAUGACGACAACGAUCGCACGCGGCGCAAUCGAGAAAGAGUGGCGGUAUACCACCGAUCCUCAUUUGCCGCCUCGAGCAGCCCCAGAUUUUCGCCCACGAGACGAUCCAGACGAGCAUGUGUGGGACUACAACUUCAAAGAUGAUACUGACAAAGUAAUAGCUAGCAGAGGCACGCUAAAGUAA
Lindgomyces ingoldianus is the source of this 333-nucleotide messenger RNA. RefSeq lists its product as uncharacterized. The coding region runs from base 1 to 333 and encodes 110 amino acids. NCBI's taxonomy places the organism in Eukaryota, Fungi, Ascomycota, Dothideomycetes, Pleosporales, Lindgomycetaceae. The transcript is spliced from 2 exons. The record is from RefSeq and is a predicted model, not a curated record.